Molecule: messenger RNA, 1128 nt
Organism: Chenopodium quinoa (quinoa)
Lineage: Eukaryota; Viridiplantae; Streptophyta; Magnoliopsida; Caryophyllales; Amaranthaceae
Product: serine/threonine-protein phosphatase 7 long form homolog
Exons: 2
Coding region: 17-892 (291 amino acids)
Source: RefSeq, a predicted model, not a curated record
UUGUUUUGGGAAUUAGAUGAUUUGGCAGCCAUAUACUGAGGCGGUGAUGGAUCGACUUCCGGAGAUUUGUCGCUCAGACAUGCACAUUUGGCGUUCACGGGCACCUCUGAUAUGCUUUGACGUCGUUGAGUUCCACCUCCCAGACCGAGUCCUUCGUCAGUUCGGGUUAGACCAGCCGAUCCCACAGGAUGUAGACACGGACGUUGCUCUACACAGGAAGGAUCGAAGGGGACAGCGUAAUUGGGAGAUUCGGCAUUCGGACCAUGUACACGAGUGGAGUCGACGAGAGGCAUUAGUCGUCCAGGGAUACCCGUUCACUGGGACUUCUUCCCCGGCCAUGACAGAGUACAUGGCUUGGUACCGUCGCAUCACGAGACUGGUCAUUACUCCACCUUCGCAGGAGCGCCCCCCGAGUCAUUACCAGCCAGCUACCUCUGACCUCCUGCUUGCACAUGCAUUUGCUGAUUUGCACGUCCAGCUAUCGGGAGCUACUGAGACCAUCUCCCACUUGCCACCAGAGACGGCUAUACCAUUUGCCAUACAGACGAUGCAGGGUUUUACAUCAUUUUGUGGCCAAACCUUGUCUAGGGUGGGGCAGUCACACCUUAUUCAGCAGCCUCGACCGUCCACGUCUUCAUCUUCUACUGUGCACACUAUGCCGAUCAGACCACCACCUCAUCGUGGAGGCCAUUCAGCACGUGCCUUCCGUCCACCGACUCCUUCUCAGCAUACUAUCAUGACAUCUCCUCCACUAGUGCAUCGCCAGUAUCAGAGAAACCGACGGCGUAGCAACACUACGUCUGGGGUUGGAGUUGGCCUGGAUGACAUUCCAGAGGAGACAGCUGCAUCAUCUUCAUCGUCACCUCAUGGGAAGAAGCAACGCCCGAGCUAAGUGUAUAUUUUGGAACUAAACUAAUUUUUUUUGUAAAUGCUUAGAAUUGGAUUUUGUUAUAUUUAAUCAAUUGAAAAAUAUUCGACUUUGCAAUUUCGACUUCCUUAGAUCUUCAUAAACUUGUUAUUUAUGGUGGUUGUGUUGAAAAUAUGCUAUAUAUCUCAUGUUUUACAGGUACACAACUUGCAGGUUUUUUUUUUGAGUGAUUAUGCAAGUUUGAAAAAAAAACCAGUCCA